Molecule: messenger RNA, 914 nt
Organism: Neurospora hispaniola
Lineage: Eukaryota; Fungi; Ascomycota; Sordariomycetes; Sordariales; Sordariaceae
Exons: 2
Coding region: 110-787 (225 amino acids)
Source: RefSeq, a predicted model, not a curated record
GUUACCUUUCGAAAACACUCCGGAACCUCGUAGCCAAACAACCACAACAACAAGAGCAAGAAACAAACCCAACAGGCAAGAAAUUUCCCACCGAGAAACACCCGUCACGAUGCCGACCUCUACUACACUCGCUCGUGUCGUUCACAGAACGGUCCUCCGGCCCACCGGCAUCCGCGCCGCCGCCGCCACCGUGAUCCCCCUCCAACACAUGCGCUCGUCACCGCAGUCUAUCCAACAGCGGUUCGCCGCCACCUCAGGCGACACUUCCAAACGCGGCAGUGGAAGCAGCAGCAGCCGUGGCUCUCGCUCUUCAGGUAGCGGUGGUGGUACCGAAAAGACCGAGCCCGAGAUCCUCGCUGCUGACAUUGAUGCGGAACUCGAUUACCCGAUUGCUGCGAUGGAUGAGCAGUACAGCACUACUUCGUGGUCUGAUACUCCGGCUGGAAAGUCUGCGGCUGCGAAGAUGGCGUCGGCGGCGAGUGCGGGUGCGGGUGCAAGUGAGCAGCAACAGCAGUCGACGACGUCUGGGAAAACGACGACGGCGAGUGGAACUAAGCAUGAGACGUUGGUGGGGAAGGCGGAUAAUACCUUGUUCUACCUGGCAAUGGGAUUCCUUGGUCUAACUGGCGCUUACCUCGUACUUAAGCCCAACCCACACCCGUCGGCUUCCACAGGAAGCAGUGGUGUUGUUGAGCCGCGCGUUGACGCGAAAAGCAGCUCCUCCCAGCCUCCUUCUACUCAGAUGCAGCAAGGAGGUUCACCACCACCAUCAGUCCGCCGAACCUAGAAGAAGGCGCGCGAGAUGGAGAUGAUGAUGACGAGGAAGAAGAUGAUUGGCAGGGGUGGUUGAUGGAUCAUUUUGAGCUUUGGUGAGGUGUGGGAGUGUGGAAGUGCGGGGAGUGAAGGAGAUGGGG